AUGGAGGAUCUCAAGUCCGAGAUGUCAAAGGGGGUAGAGAAGAUCGAAAUAAACUAUUCGAGUCUUCAUAGCAAGGUGAACGUUCUUCCUGAUGCAGCAAUUUUACAUGACAAGAAUGUCGUGGCUGUAAAAAAACUCCUUGUACGACAUGGCAGAGCACGAGUAGAAUUUGACAAUGAAGUCAAACUGAUGAGCAACAUUCGUCACCGUAAUCUAGUCCGUGUUCUUGGAUGGUCAAGUGAAGGACCAGAGCUCCUUUUGGUCCUGGAAUAUAUGCCUAAUGGUAGCCUUGAUAGAUUCUUGUGGGGUGAAGCACGAGGAAGUUUAACAUGGAAACAACGGUUUGAGAUCAUAUUUGGGAUAGCUCGGGGUCUUGCACAUUUGCACCAUGAAUUCCACAUCAAAAUAAUUCAUAGGGAUAUAAAAUCAGCAAACAUUCUAAUUGAUGAAUAUUUUCAGCCAAAAAUUGCGGACUUUGGAUUGGCAAGAUUUCAUAGUGAAGAUGAAUCCCAUGUCAGCACUAAAUUUGCUGGGACCUUGGGUUAUACUGCACCAGAAUACGCAACUCAUGGACAUUUAUCGGAGAAGGUGGAUACAUUCAGCUUUGGUGUCGUGGCCCUUGAAAUCAUUAGUGGUCGAAGGUGCAAUGAUAUGAACUCCCAAAGAUCGGACAUGUAUUACCUCCUUGAAGAUGCAUGGAGGUCGUAUGAGAACAACAUGCAUCUGAAGGUCGUUGAUGAGAACUUAGAUCUAAACGAAAGUGAACAAGAACAUGUCAAGAAGAUAAUCGAAAUUGCUUUAACAUGCACACAAUCACCGGUUGGCAUUAGACCAACGAUGUCAGAAGUUGUGUUAAUGCUUUCAAAUGAAAGAUCAUUGGUGCGAAGAAUGGUAGGCAAUAAAUCUACUUUCGUCACUCUGGAUAAAAAGGACUGA
This is a messenger RNA of Lactuca saligna, 936 nucleotides long. The record is from the annotation of a GenBank genome assembly. NCBI's taxonomy places the organism in Eukaryota, Viridiplantae, Streptophyta, Magnoliopsida, Asterales, Asteraceae.